Vitrella brassicaformis is the source of this 2147-nucleotide messenger RNA. The record is from the annotation of a GenBank genome assembly. NCBI's taxonomy places the organism in Eukaryota, Vitrellaceae.
CGUCGCUUGUGUUGAUUGACUGCCUGGAAUUCGGUGACACUGCUUUGGUCGUUCGGUCAUCAUGCCAGGCGUUCCUGCGAAGGAUGACGUCGAGGGCGCCGAGGAGACUCUGCUCUUCCUUCUCCCGGCUGAGGGCAAGGAGGACAGAAUGCUAGACGUAUGCAACACAAACACAGAGACACACAACCAGAGAGAGGCAUUCGUUCACUGUGGUUGUCUCCGUCUGUCUGCCUCUGUGUGUGUGUGUGUGUGUGUCUGUCUCAUUCUGCCGCUGACUGACAAUCAGCUGCCGUACGAGCGCAAGAACGGCUUCCCGUUCAAUCUUGCGGUUGUGAGUUUGGGCAGCGUGCUGACGCUGGUGUUCUUCAUGUUCGAGGCGUUGUGGCUGGCCAUUCUCAUCAACGAGCGGCCCAACUGCCGACUCUCGGCCGUCCCAGCCCUCUGCCACACCUGCACGUAUGGACGGACACUCAGACGGACGGAGACACACAGCAGCUCAUCAUUGUGUCUGUGUGUGUCUGUGUUGUCAGUCUGGUGUUCUUCACGACGCCCCUCAUCGCCGCGGCAGCCGCACUCUUCGUCGGUCAGACUCAACGACACGACCCACACAAUCACACACACCAUUCGCCCCUCUCUCUCUCUGUGUGUGGUGUGGUGUGCAGCUCAGCGGGCGUUUCUGAUGAAUCGGCUCUUCUACGAGUUGCUGCGCCGCAAAGCCGUCCUCAUCGUCAGCAAAGGUAAAGGCAGGCACAGACAGACAGACAGACAGCCGUCAACACAGGUAUCUCUCCCUGUGUGUGUGUGUGAUUGUCAGUUCAAGCGAUGGCCGAUCCGCUGGUGCUGUUGGUGGUGCUGCCGCUGAUUCUGUCGAUCGGCAUGUUCAUCUUCAUCGACGACCCACUCACAACCAUAGGUCAGCCAGCCAGCCACCUGACCACACCUCACUCCAACCACACCUCUCUCUGUGUGUGUCUGUGUGUCUGUGUGCCUGCAGCCUUCGUGCCGUAUUACAUUCCCUUCGCCGCAUUCCUGGGCGCCUACUUCCAGCGUGAGCAGCCAACCGACACACACACAGACAUGGGCAGAUGAUCCACACGUGUAUCUGUGUGUUGUGUGUGUGUGUCAGAGAUGAACGUGGCUGAGUACGGUGAGAUCUUCACGCUGGCCGAGUUCAUGUCGAGCGGCGAGCCGGCCAUGAGCUACCUGAGCGGCUGCACGACCAUCAAGGAGGCCGCACUCCGCGACGCCGUGCCGUGGGCCGACCAGCAACUCGCCGACAAGGAAGACUACACACUCAACGACAAACUGGACGUACACACAGAGGAGAGGACACACUGACUGCCGUGGCUCACUCACUAACUCACUCUUUUGUCUGUGUGUGAUGCGCAGAAGUUGCAGGAGCGAUGUGCGUGGUUCAAGGACAACAAGGAGGACGCGUGGGCUGCCCGCAACCAACGGUCAGUGUGGAUGCAUCACACACACACACACACACCAACACCAGGUCCAUCUGUGAGUGUGUGUGCCGUCUGCUGCCCAGGCUGGGGACCUUCGUUGGUGUGGUGAUGAACUACUUGGCCUUCCCCGGCUCCAUCCUGCUGGACCGCAAGUUCCUGCAGACGGACGCCCGCGCCACGCGCUUCAUGGGCUGGUCAGACACACAGACACACACAGAGCCACACACAUAUGGAUGUUUGUGUGUGUCGAUCUGAUAGGAACCAGGUGUAUCGCGUGCUGAUGUGUGUGGUCGGCGCCCUCCUGCUCGCCGCCGCCAUUGCACUCAUCCGCGUCGAGGUACCGACAGAGAGACAGAGGUGGCAUGCCAUAAGUGUGUGUGUGUGUCUCGUGUGUGUCAGUUGUCGUCAAGUCCGUCGGUGAGCGGCCGGUACCUGCAGUCGAUCCUCGCCGGACACCUCCAGUGAGCUGCAGCCGCACACACCACACAGAUGGAUGGAUGGACACUGUGUGUGUGUGUGUGUUGGUCAGCCACGUGGGUGCCAAGGUCCCCGAGCUGGAGGGCGGAGACUUCUGAGACCAACACGGCAACCAACACGACCAACUGACGACACCAAUGAGCAGACUGACUGACGCACUGACACACUGACACACUGACUGACGAAUGGACACGCAGAGACAUGAAUGAACCAACC